Messenger RNA from Yamadazyma jaroonii, 261 nucleotides. The record is from the annotation of a GenBank genome assembly. NCBI's taxonomy places the organism in Eukaryota, Fungi, Ascomycota, Pichiomycetes, Serinales, Debaryomycetaceae.
AUGGGAAAUAUAAUGUCAGUGAGUUUUGCCCCUGAAUGCACUGAAAAGAAAACCAAGUAUGAUGAUUGUUUCAACAAAUGGUAUACUGAGAAGUUUUUAAAGGGUACUUCCAUGGAAAAUGAAUGUACGCAAUUAUGGGAUGAUUAUAUUACAUGUGUGAAUGCUGCUUUGGCUAAUCAUCAAAUCAAGCCUAGUUUGGAUAAAGCCAGGGAGGAUCAACCGUUCAGUCACGAAGAGAUUUCCGGCAGUGAUAAGAAAUAG